Molecule: messenger RNA, 432 nt
Organism: Aspergillus melleus
Lineage: Eukaryota; Fungi; Ascomycota; Eurotiomycetes; Eurotiales; Aspergillaceae
Exons: 2
Coding region: 1-432 (143 amino acids)
Source: RefSeq, a predicted model, not a curated record
AUGUCAGACUCUGUCCCCGUUAUUCUCUGCGGUAGGAGCGAGCAGAUCGGUGCUACCGUCGUUGAAGCCGUCAAACCUGAAUUAGAAGUUAUUCAUUUCAUCAUGACCACCGAUACGGGAGUGGACGAGAUUCCCGCCCUCCUGCGCGGUGAAAAGAACGUCCCGGCCAACAGCGCGCUGGGAAGCAAGAAUUACGACUGGGGCGUCGAGGCCAUUAUAUUUGGCGCUGCAUACAGUGAUCAGGCAGUACAGCUGCUUCGAGACGCUUCCCAGGGGCUGAAGCCCGUUCCCUGGCUGCGAGUCGACACCUCCAAACCCGCACUGCCACUGGGUCCGGAAUACGGCAAGGCGCUGGUGGCUCGUAUCAAGGAGGCUGUGAAGGAGCUACAGGCCAAAGGCCAGAUGAAUGAGGACGCUGUCGUCUACUAUUAG